Molecule: messenger RNA, 1396 nt
Organism: Syngnathus acus (greater pipefish)
Lineage: Eukaryota; Metazoa; Chordata; Actinopteri; Syngnathiformes; Syngnathidae
Product: akirin-2-like
Exons: 5
Coding region: 335-871 (178 amino acids)
Biological process (GO): positive regulation of transcription by RNA polymerase II; positive regulation of innate immune response
Cellular component (GO): chromatin; nucleus
Molecular function (GO): transcription coregulator activity
Source: RefSeq, a predicted model, not a curated record
UACAGUGAUGAAAACUACACGACGCGAAGCCGGCCGACCGUUGAACCGUCGUGUUUAUCUUCCAUAGCGUCGAAAUAUCUGCUUUCAUCUGACGAUACGCUGUAGCUAAGACGUUUCGUUGUGUCUGCUUUGUUUCAAAACACGUUUAUUCAUCUAAAUCAAGUACCAUCGGUCAACAAAAAGAAGCGAGAGACGAGAAAGUUGCAAUUUAUCAUCACACCCAGUAGCUGGAGAAGGAGAGCUAGCAGCAGCGGCGUCGUCUCAUAUCCGGAUCGUCACAAAACGGGAAGAUUCGAGCUUCUUGUGUCUUGUUGGGGGUUUAGAGUUUAGCGAAAUGGCGUGUGGGGCUACGCUGAAGAGGACUCUGGAUUUUGACCCAUUAAUGAUCCAGGCUUCCCCCAAGAGGAGGAGGUGCGCCCCGAUACGGUCUCCCGUCACCUCGCCUCAGAAGUACCUCCGUCUGGAGCCUUCGCCGUUCGGACAAGUGUCGUCCAGACUCACCACAGAGCAAAUUCUGCACAACAUCAAACAGGAGUAUAAGCGGCUCAAACGGCGAAACUUGGACACGUAUUUCCAACAAGUAGACGGCUUCUCGACUCUGGAUCUUCUCAAUGUCCCCAGUGCAUCUUCCCCAUCAGGUUCUUGCUCAGGUGCGUCCUCCCCCACCAAGAAGGAGCAGCCUUUAUUUUCCCUUCGGCAAGUUGGAAUGAUCUGUGAAAGACUACUAAAGGAGCGCGAGGAUAACAUUCGAGAGGAGUAUGAUGAGAUUCUGACCACAAAAUUAGCAGAGCAGUAUGAUGCCUUUGUCAAGUUCACGCAUGAUCAGCUCAUGCGAAGGUUUGGAGAACAACCUGCCAGCUAUGUUUCUUGAGUGGACAUGGAGAAUAAUUGAAUCUGCUGGAUGCUGGAGUGGUCCAUUUGGACUUUGUCCCAGCUGUGCCAUAUCGCCUCCCAGUGGACUUGAUGGACUAGUCUGUGGCUUUUACGUUUCUGCUGUUGCUGCUGCCGUUUAGGAGGACUCCCCUGCUGUUGUUGUGUCUGACCUUCCGUGACUUCCCAAAGUGGCCUCGCAACAUUUCUUUGGCUUUCUUCUCUGGAGGCCUUCACAUAUUCAAGGGCAACUGCCACCGUAAUUCAAUUCUGUUCUCAGUUGUUCUUGUUUUACAAAUGGAAAUUUAGUUUGUACUUUUUGAAAAAGGGAUUAGAUCCUGUCAAAGGGAGCUUUCACACUAGACUCGAUGGAUUAGAGAAUGAUUUUUUUUUUUUUUUACACCAGACAACAGGCAUUUAUUGCAUCUGCAUUACACUGACUUUUACUCAAAACACCAAAACAUUUGCUUGUUGUAAUAGAGGAGGGGGUCUUAAAAUCUCAAGAACUAAUAAACUGUUUUUACAG